AUCACCUUUGCAAAGGAUUUAUUUACGUCUUUAGGAUUUUUCUAUUCCAGGGACGGAACUUUAAGAUGGAGAUGAAGUGUUUAACUUUAAAGGAUUUGCUUAGUGUGAGGACGCUAGUGAAUAAGACAGGCUCAGGUGAUACUGGCAACAUGAAUGACCAAAAAGAGAACAUCUGCAUGGACAGAAGGAAAAUGACCCCACUGAAGUGUGAGUCUGUGAAGGGACAUAGGAGAGUUUCCAGCCCAGAUAUCACCCAUAUAACCCCCAUCAAACACACAGAGAGGGUCCAUCCGGACCCCUGGACCCCAACAGCCAACCUGAAAAUGCUGAUCAGCGCCGCCAGCCCAGAUAUCCGCGACAGAGAGAUGAAGAAAACCCUCUUCAGACCCAUUGAAAAUGAAGAGAAGGCUAUAGAGGAGGAUGAAGAGGAAGAACUCGACGACUCGUGUCAGUAUGAAGCGGUAGAGGAUUCUGAGAGGAGACCCAGCCGGAAACAGAAGAGUUUGGGGCUUUUGUGUCAGAAAUUUCUGGCCUUGUACCCUGAUUACCCAGAAACCUCUGAAAGCAUCAAUAUUUCUCUGGAUGAGGUGGCCACAUGCUUGGGCGUUGAGAGGCGGCGUAUCUACGACAUUGUGAACGUGCUGGAGUCUGUGAUGCUGGUGAGCAGAAUGGCUAAGAACCUGUAUGUGUGGCACGGACGCUCAGCUCUGCCACUGACCCUGCAGGAUCUCCAUCAGGCGGGUCGUGAGCAGGGCUACCAUCUGCAGAUGGACCAGAGAGAAGGAAGCAGCCCGUGUGCCGCCCACCACAUGCAAAACACACACGCGGCCUCCAGCAGACGAAAGGAUAAAUCGCUUCGUAUCAUGAGCCAGAAGUUUGUCAUGCUGUUUCUGGUGUCCAAAACACGGACCGUUACCCUCGAUACGGCUGCUAAGAUUUUGAUCGAAGAGGGCCAGGAUGAGUCCAGCCACAGCAAGUAUAAAACUAAGGUGCGACGUUUGUAUGAUAUCGCUAAUGUCCUGACCAGCCUGAAUCUGAUCAAGAAACUUCAAGUACGAGAGGAAAAGAGUCGUAAACCUGUCUUCAAAUGGAUCGGACCCGCUGAUUUCCACAGCAGCAGCGAUUCAGACGAUUUGAGAGUCUCAGCAGCUCAGAUCAGCACCACCGGGGAACGACGGGAGAAGAUGACGCGUCACUCCUCCUUUCAGGUCAUUCCUGCACCUCCUGUCAAUCAAAGGCGGAUAAGCUCCGCCCCCAGCACACCUCACAGACCUUCUACAGACGAGCCGGUGGAUUAUUCUAGGAAGAGUGUGAACACCAGCGCAGUGUGUCGACUGCGGUUUGGAGACAGCGGACACAUGCCAGACGCCGUCACCCAGAGGUCACCCGUCUCAGGCCACAGGGAGGCACGUCUGAAGAAGAGAGAGAGACAAGAGGAAGAGGAUGAUGAUCAGGCAGCUAAACAAAGCAAACACUCUGCUUCCAUAGAAAGUCAAAUG
Messenger RNA from Sinocyclocheilus grahami, 1499 nucleotides. RefSeq names its product transcription factor E2F7-like. Gene Ontology annotation, molecular function: DNA-binding transcription factor activity, RNA polymerase II-specific; RNA polymerase II cis-regulatory region sequence-specific DNA binding. Gene Ontology annotation, biological process: regulation of transcription by RNA polymerase II. The transcript has 10 exons. The annotation marks the transcript as partial. Gene Ontology annotation, cellular component: RNA polymerase II transcription regulator complex. The record is from RefSeq and is a predicted model, not a curated record. NCBI's taxonomy places the organism in Eukaryota, Metazoa, Chordata, Actinopteri, Cypriniformes, Cyprinidae.